AUGUGGCCGCCAGUCGACGUUCGCAGUCUAACCGCCGAAUCUUUGGGACGCGCGUCGCUCAUUCUAGCUGUCGAUUUGCUCCUUCUGGUCACAUCGAUUCUGAACAUCUUUAUCAUCGCGUUCACCCCAGAUCUAUCUGACGUCAUCGGAUGUUAUUUGAUAUCCCUCUCCGUGGCGGACCUGCUGACGGCUCUCUUUGUCAUCCCACUCAGCAUCUAUUCCACUCUCGAAGGAACAUGGAGAAUCGGCGGCGACAAUUCGAUGAUUUGCAAAAGUGCAGCAUACCUCCAAAUUGCACUUCUCUGCUCGACCAUUUACACAUUUGCAUGGAUAUGUAUCGAUAGAUAUUCGGCAAUGAUGAAACCAUCACGAUAUAGUGAGCAAUCAUUAACAAGGUGCAAAUGUUGGAUUAUAUUCAGUUGGCUUACAUCAAUGCUUCUUUGCUGCCCAAUUAUCGUGGCAAGAAUGCAGGUUGUCUUCUACCCUGAUGCACAACUCUGUGUUCUGGAUUGGUCAGCAACAUCGGCGUAUAGUGUUACUCUCCUUUUACUAGUCUUCGUGCCUACAUUAGUAACAGUGUUCAAUACAGGUUGGAAAAUUUGGUCAGCGAUUAGGAAUCCGGGAGUGCUUGAUGACAGUCAGAGAAAUGUGGUAGAAACUGAUCCGAAUUUUGUGCUGACUGGAUUUUUAUUUGUCACAUUCUUCUUAUCAUGGCUGCCUUUAAUCACUUUGAAGUUGUUGGAAUUAAUUUGGGGACCGUUCGACAUGGAUCUGUCUAUGGUAACAUUCUUCUUCGUAUGGCUAGCUGUGUCAGGACCAUGUUGCAAGUUCCUCAUCUACAUGUUCACAAAUCAUCAGUUCAGAAGUUCCUUCCUAACCUACAUUUCAUGCACAAUGUGUUGCGCGAGGCGGAGUCGCUACGAAUAUCAUGACAUAGGCAACAAUUCCUUCCUCUGA
This is a messenger RNA of Caenorhabditis briggsae, 957 nucleotides long. The transcript is spliced from 6 exons. Gene Ontology annotation, cellular component: membrane. Gene Ontology annotation, molecular function: peptide binding; G protein-coupled receptor activity. The record is from RefSeq and is a predicted model, not a curated record. The coding region runs from base 1 to 957 and encodes 318 amino acids. Gene Ontology annotation, biological process: G protein-coupled receptor signaling pathway. Lineage: Eukaryota; Metazoa; Nematoda; Chromadorea; Rhabditida; Rhabditidae.